GGGGCGCACAUCAUCCACGCUGCACGUGACGAACAUAUCAUCGUGGUCAAUAGAGCGAUGAGCGCUAGAAGACGAGAGGAUCUCGAAACGGCCCUUAGGAGAACCCUCGGUUUUCACCUCGGAGCGGAUGUGGCAGGUGACGACGGGGAGGUGCUGGUAUCGGCCCUUCUCGACAGCGCCGAGGAGGGAAAGCUGAUGGACAGCGCGGCGGUCGGUCGUGAGUUCGACAACUACCUUCCCAAUGUUGCUUGUGCCGCGAGUAGCAAAAGCUCGCUGUCUUCCCCGUCGUCUGAGCAGAAGGAGGAGGAGGUGGAGCUGUACGAGGAUGUCUUGAGGGACGCGUUGAAGCAUUUCCCGCUAGCCCCUUCGAACCCGGAAGAGGAAGGCAGCGGUAGCGGAGAAGACGACAGCGUGUCCGAACCAGGGUGCUGUUCGCUGUGCGAGAGGCUAAUGCCGCUGACGCGCCACCACGUUAUGCCCAAGAGCACCCACAAGCGCUACCGAAAGAAGGGCUACUCCGACGCGGUCCUGAACCGCACCAUCGCCAUCUGCCGCCCCUGCCACAGCGCCGUCCACCGCGCGCACGACGCCCUGGCGCUGGCGGAGCGCUUCACCACGGUGGAAGAGCUGCUGGCGGACGAAACAAUCGGCCGCUUCGUCGCCUGGGCCCGGAAACAGCGCACCACGAGCGUGCAAGACUCGCGCAACAACUUGCUCCGCUAUAGACGGUAG
Molecule: messenger RNA, 732 nt
Organism: Ectocarpus siliculosus
Lineage: Eukaryota; Phaeophyceae; Ectocarpales; Ectocarpaceae
Source: the annotation of a GenBank genome assembly